Messenger RNA from Oreochromis niloticus (Nile tilapia), 4027 nucleotides. It is a transcript of the gene ppp6r3, whose product is annotated as protein phosphatase 6, regulatory subunit 3. Gene Ontology annotation, molecular function: protein phosphatase regulator activity; protein phosphatase binding. Gene Ontology annotation, cellular component: cytosol; nucleus. The record is from RefSeq and is a predicted model, not a curated record. NCBI's taxonomy places the organism in Eukaryota, Metazoa, Chordata, Actinopteri, Cichliformes, Cichlidae. The transcript has 26 exons. Bases 430 to 3204 code for a protein of 924 amino acids.
AGUGGGGGAAGGGGUCGAUGAAGUUGACGGAACCGCCAUCUUGAAAAGUGCCCUCCGAAGAUCUACAUUUUCGCGCCUGUUAGAAACAGUUUUAAAGGCUUUAUUUUCCUUACCAAAAUUUAAUCUUAGCUCUGUCUUAGUAUCGCUAAGGUCCGACGCUAAUGUUAAGAUAAGCUACAUGCUGGAGAGUUGGUGUUUACCCUUGUCUAUUGGUGUGUUCGUCUUGAACUGCUGUAUGUGCGCUUUUUUUGAGUGUGUCCGUUACCACUAUCUGCCUGCUUGCCCAUCCGUCUGGUCAGCCUGGAAUGGGCCACAACUCCCAAAGACUAGAACAAACCUCUUUUUAACCUGAGCUCUGCUGUGAGGACUCCAACAUACUCACAGAUUUGUGUCCUUUUUUUUCAUAUGUGUGUAUAUUAAAGAACCAACAUGUUUUGGAAAUUUGACCUCCACACCACAUCCCACAUUGACACACUGCUGGAGAAGGAGGAUGUGACGCUUACAGAGGUAAUGGAUGAGGAUGAUGUCCUGCAGGAGUGCAAGGCCCAGAAUCACAAACUUGUGGACUUCCUGCUGAGACCACAGUGUAUGGAGGACCUGGUUACCUUUAUCACACAGGAACCCAGUACUGAUGUUGAGGAAAAGGUUAAAUACAAGUAUCCCAACAUAUCAUGUGAGCUGCUUACAUCAGAUGUGAGCCAGAUCAAUGACAGACUAGGAGAAGAUGAAAAACUGCUGAUGAAAUUGUAUAGUUUCCUCCAAAAUGAGCCGCCCCUCAACCCCCUCCUGGCCAGCUUCUUCUCCAAAGUUCUUUCUAUUCUUAUAGGACGCAAGCCUGAACAGAUAGUUGAUUUUCUGAGGAAGCAGGAAGACUUUGUAGACUUGAUGAUAAAACACAUCGGGACCUCUGCGAUCAUGGACUUGCUGCUCAGGAUGCUCACCUGCAUCGAACCACAGCAGCUACGACAAGAUGUUCUCAAUUGGCUGAAUGAGGAGAAGGUGAUUCAGAGACUGGUGGAGAUGAUACAACCUUCUCAAGAUGAAGAUAGACACUCCAAUGCAUCACAGUCACUCUGUGAGAUCAUCAGACUGAGCAGAGACCAGAUGUUCCAGGUGCAGGGCUCUUCAGAACCUGAUCCACUUCUGGCCACACUUGAAAAGCAGGAGACAGUAGAGAAGCUGCUCUCUAAUAUCUUCGACAAGGAAAAGAACGAGUCUGCAAUUGUCAGCGUUAUCCAGAUUCUGCUCACAUUGUUUGAGACGAGGAGACCAGCGUUUGAGGGUCAUAUGGAGUGCCCCCCAGGGAUGUCUCAUCCAUCAUUCUCAGUGAACCACAGCAUCCUAGAGGCUGUGAGACCCAGACUCAAAGACUUUCACCAGCUGCUAUUGGAACCUCCAAAGAAGAAUAUGAUGAAGACAACAUGGGGGGUUCUGGACCCUCCAGUGGGCAACACCAGGCUCAAUGUAGUCAGACUGGUCGCCAGUCUGUUGCAGAGCAACACACACAGCAUCAAUACAGAACUAAUUAACCUCAACACACUCGGAGUUAUACUAGAUAUGUAUUUCAAAUACAUCUGGAACAACUUCCUCCACAUUCAGGUGGAAAUCUGCACAGCCAUGAUACUGGCUAUGCCUCCUGCCCCCAUAGACAUCCAACCAGACACAGAGUCAGAACACGUGAAGGAAAGCAUCCUCAUCAAACAUCUGUUUCAAAAGUGCCAAUUUAUACAGAGAAUCGUUGAUGCCUGGAGCUCCAAUGAGAAAGAACAGGCAGAAGGUGGGCGGCGACGAGGCUACAUGGGUCACCUGACCAGAAUAGCCAACUCUAUAGUGCAUAACUGCGACAAAGGCCCUAAUGGACCGCAAAUACAACAGCUCAUCUCUGAGCUCCCUGCAGAGGAUCGAGAAAAAUGGGAAUCUUUUAUUUCUGGACAGCUGGCUGACACAAACAAAAGAAACACUGUUGACUUGGUAAAUACACACCACAUCCAUUCUUCCAGUGAUGAUGAGGUGGACUUUAAAGACAGUGGCUUUCACCAAGACUCGUCUCUUCAACAAGCCUUUUCUGAUUAUCAGAUGCAACAAAUGACGUCCAAUUUUAUUGAGCAGUUCGGCUUCAAUGACGAAGAGUUUGCUGAUCAGGACGAUGUUGUGGAUAUUCCCUUUGAUAGAAUAUCAGACAUCAAUUUUUCACUGAAUACAAAUGAAAGUGCAAAUAUUGCUUUGUUUGAGGCACGCUGUAAGGAGAAAAUCCAGCAGUUUGAAGAUGCUGGUUCAGAUGAAGAUGAUAUCUGGGAUGAAAAAGAUGUCACCUUUGCACCAGAGGCACAGAGACGCCCCAGGAGUUCAGGCAGCACAGACAGCGAGGAGAGCACAGACUCAGAGGAGGAGGACGUGAAGAGGGAUCAGUUUGAAGCUUCCAAUCCCAGCAACGAUGACAGAAUGGAAGUUGACACAGGCCCAGUGUGGACGGCAAAUUUUGAUGAUAUCCCUAUGGACACGGGUACAUCCACAGCUUCAAACUCCAACCCCAGCAACCCAGCUGCAUCCUCUCCCUUGUCCUCCACCUCCCCUGAGGCAGCAUGGAGCUCCUCUCCUCCAGCUAACUCAAACUCAGAAACUGGCUGGGCUGAUUUCUCCAACUUCACUCCUGUCAGCCCCAAAGACCCCCUGAGAUGCAACUCUCCUGUUGCUAUGGAAACCAGCAUAGAGACAAUGGACCCUUUAGGGGUUAACGCACCCAUGCAGUCUGAAGACUGUGAUGGCUGGUUGGGCACGAGUGUGGCUUCUCCAGCUGCCUCUUCACCUAGUGAUUGUGGGAGCUCUAAGACAGAGGAGGAAGCACCUAGCUCUGAGCACCGCAGCAUCACAGAAACGGUCAUCAAUGGCUCCAUGAAAGAAACAGUCAGUCUCACUGUUGAUGCCAAGACUGAGACCGCCGUUUUCAAGAGAGUGUUGAAAUCUUAUCGUGAUGAAGAGAAGAUUGCUUCUUCAGAGAAGUACUCAGUAGUGGAGUAUGUGGAGUCAGAGAGAGCAGGCAUCAACAGCUCAGCCACAGCCUGCUGUCCUAAAACUGGUAGUGAGAAAUGUCGACCCGUUGUGGAGGUACCCAAUGGUCCCCUGGAAGAAAUGUCCCCCACAGAGGAGGCCAAGCUCGACAGAAGUUCUGUGUCCUCUGAGCCAGCUGUAAAUGGGCCAGCAUGAGAGUCACUUAAUGCCUGCCAAUGGCCAGCCUGUUCUGCCAUGCAGGGCCUUUCUCCUGGUCAGCCAGCAGAGGCUGCUGCUCACAGCUGUUCCAACCACAUGCCCCAUCAGGACCAGCAAUACUCCCAUCGUCUCAUCACUGAAAGACAAAUGGGCAGACAGGUGUACAGACACAGGAUGGACUAAGAAGUAAAAUGAGAGACACUCAAAUGGAUACGGAAUAAUUUCUUUUCUGCAUUUGUUUAUAUACUAUUGUACUUAGGAGGUGAUGUGUGACUGAUAUCCUGACUCCCAAAAUUAAAUAGUAAUGUUGCGAUGGUUAAGGAAAUGAUUGUAUGAAUAAAAUAUUUUAUAAAAGGAAAAUGUAUACAGAAGCAUAAGUUGAAUUACCACAGAGAGAGGAAUAGUUGAUUCAUGAUCCAACUAAUCACCAUGUUGUUGUUAUUGGCUGCAUAACAGGCUGACACUUGCAGUUAGAGCUAUAUUUAAAAUUUCUCCCCCACCGUUGAUCUGUCUCUGAGCAGAGGUGCUCCGACCAAUUGAAACAGUUUUAUUUUUGUUGCAGCUAAUUGCAAAUGAUUUUUCUCUUGUGAUCUUCUGCGUUGAAUAACAUUUGAUGAGCUGUUUUGGUAUGUUUCUUUCUAAUUUAUUAUGGAGUUGAGAUUGUAGUAACAAAAAGGGAAAAAAAUGACCAUAGAGAUAUACCAACAGUCUCUUUCUAACUGGCUGUUUUCAUGCUAACUAGGUUCUUGCCUCGCAGCUGGAAGGCUAAAGAGGAGAUGUUUGUCACCACAGCCUAAACUAGGAGCUAUAAAUUCAUUAA